CCUCACUCCACUUCUGCCAUCUCUUCUCUCCCUUUCGUCUCGUCCACCCACUUCAUCUCACUUCUUUUCGUCAGGUCAUCCCUGCGGAACCCUGAUCGCCGUACCGCUCUUACUCCUCUGACACCAUCCCCGCCCCUGGCGACCCACGAAACCUUGCACGCGUUCCGCUAGUUACAUCACCCCCAGCUACGACCGACGACGACCUUCCGAACGACAUCGAUAGAGAAAACGUGAAGCUUCAAACGGAUACAAACAGACAAAGAAAGGAACAAGCAACGUCAAAACAACCAGAAUGGAGGGCUCUCAGGCUCCUGCCCCCCAGGCCCAGCCGCAGCCGCAGCCGCAGCAGCCUGUGGCCCCCCAGCACUCGAACUUGAUCCGGACCGAUCAGGUGCAGAAACUGCCUCAUCUCAAUGACCAGCAAAAGGCCCAGCACACCCAGUUGGUGCGCAACUUCUGGGAGGCGUUGAACCACGGCGACCCGCAGAGCCCGGAAUACCAGCAAGCCCACGCCCGACUCGCCCAGCUGUCCCAGAACCUGAUGAAAGGCAUGCGCGUGUACCAACAGAGCCGCCAGCUCCAGCAGCAGCAGCAGCUCCAGGCCGCCGCUCAAGGCCAGCCCGUCCAGCGGUCGCAGUCGAUCAACCCCCAGAGCUUCGCGCAGCUCCUUCCGCAGAUCCAACAGAAGGUCAACACCCUGCAGUUCUUCCUGCCGCCCAACAUCAACCCAGACGCCGUGCAGAACUGGCUGUCCGAGGCCAAGCUCCGGUACGGCAUCGCCCUGCAGAAACAGGAGAUCGGUCGGGCACGCGCGGCGGACGUACGAAAUCAGUUUGGCCAGCGCCAGAGCCAAGGCAAUUUGACCCAGGAGGAAAUCCAAGAGUACAAGAAUCGCCAGAUGGCGGCCGAGAAGCUUUUCCGCGAGGGGAGCGAUUUCCUAACCAAGUUCCGGGAACAGCAGGAGAAUUUCAAGGCGCAACAGCAGCGCACGGGCAUCCCCACCGCGCCGGCACUGCAACAGCAGCAACAGCCGCAGCAGCAGCAGCUGUCGCAGGGGACGACCGGUCCCGCGGCCACCGCGCCCGGUGUGACCGGUGCGAAUCCCCCGGGCGCGAUGCACCCGGGACAGGUGCCCACCCCGGCCCCCCACACCAUCAACUCCGCCGUGAGUGCGGCACGGACCCAGGCCGGCCAGGCGGCGGCCAUGUCGCCCUCCACGUCCCAACCGGGCCAGGCACCGGCCGGACAGACCCCGGGGGCGGCCACCCCCGUCCCACAGAUGAUGCCGCAGCAACCGCCGCAACCCCUCCAGCAACCCCCGCAGCAGAUGCCACCCCAGUCGCAACCCCAACCGCAACCGCCACAGGGUCAACCGCAGCCAGGUCCGCCCGUAUCGCAGGGUCCUUACGGCCAGGUGCCCAACCUCGACGGGUCAGCGCCGACGCCCACCGCGCAAACACCCGCCCCAGGGCCCCCGCGUCCGUUAUCCCAACAAGCCGCCAUGGCGCAAGCCGCGCAGAACUACACCAACACGGCAAACAACAACAACAACGCCCCGCUGAACCAAGCGCAGAGCAUGUCGCAGUCCGCCAGCGCGUCAUCCCACGCCCACCCGCAGGGCUACAUCCCCAACCGCUCGACGGAGAACACGGCGCGCAACAUCAAUAUGGUCAUCCCGAAGAACCUGAACGUGCCGACGCCCGAACCCGUCAGCAUGUCCCCGGCCCGGCCCACCCUCUCCGGCGGGCCCAGCCACGGCGCGAUGGGAAUGAUGGGCCAGCCGGCCAUCCAGAAGCACCCGGGCUACGUCCUCGAGGGCGAGGGCCAGCGUGUGUUGAGCAAGAAGAUGCUGGACAUCCUGGUCCGCCAGGUGACCGGCGGAGGCGAAGGCGAGGGACUCACCCCGGACGCAGAAGAGUUCGUCCUCCAAAUGGCCGACGACUUUGUCGACGACGUAAUCACUGCCGCCUGCCGCCUCGCCAAGCUCCGGCCCUCAUCGACCCUCGAAAUGCGCGACAUCCAACUCGUCCUCGAGCGCAACUACAACAUGCGCAUCUCAGGCUUCUCCACAGACGAUCUCCGGACCAUCAAGAAGCCGCAGCCCACGCAGGGCUGGACGCAGAAGAUGUCUGCCAUUCAAGCUGCGAAGGUCACGCAGGGGAAGGCCGAAUAGUUCAUUUCUUCUUUGCAUCAAACUUGGCGUUUGUUGCUAUUCUUUUCGUACCUCGGUUUAUUUUAUCUUUUUUUCAUUUUUCAUGAGUUGUUGGUUUGGUUUGGUUGGUUGAUUGGGUUGGUUGUUAGCUGGCGUCGGAGGCUUUUCUUUUCAUUGCUUUAUUAUCUUUGCUUGCUACUUGAUACUUGAGAUAGUGUCUACGGGGUUCCUACCUUACCCUACCUUAUCCUCCUUACCUUACUUAUAGUGAUGCAAUCCACCUGAUGAUUCUUUCUUUCUUUCUUCUGUCCCUUUCUUCUCCGUCUCUCUUCUUUUCCUUGUAUCCUUUCUUUCUUUUACCGCCCACAUGAAUCAAUGAACGAAAGAAC
This is a messenger RNA of Aspergillus candidus, 2541 nucleotides long. RefSeq names its product putative transcription initiation factor TFIID subunit 12. The coding region runs from base 293 to 2173 and encodes 626 amino acids. Lineage: Eukaryota; Fungi; Ascomycota; Eurotiomycetes; Eurotiales; Aspergillaceae. The record is from RefSeq and is a predicted model, not a curated record. The transcript is spliced from 2 exons. Gene Ontology annotation, biological process: RNA polymerase II preinitiation complex assembly; DNA-templated transcription initiation. Gene Ontology annotation, molecular function: protein heterodimerization activity; DNA binding; TBP-class protein binding. Gene Ontology annotation, cellular component: SLIK (SAGA-like) complex; transcription factor TFIID complex; SAGA complex.